AUGGGGACCCUCCGAGCAGCUGGACUGGUGUACCCCCGCAAGUCGCCUCAGCUCCUGCCUUGGCUUCUGCAUGGCUUUGCUCUGUCUUCCCAGGGCCAGUCCAGGACCACGUCCCAGCCCUCAAGCCCUCCUGAAGGCCAGUUCCCGGACCGUGCCAGCAGCAAGUUCUGCACGUUGGAGGAGCAAGUCAUCUGUCCCAUUUGCCUGGAGGUGUUCCACAACCUACUCACCACCGCCUGUGGCCACAACUUCUGUAUGUCCUGCCUCCAAGCGUUCUGGGGCCACCAGGCUACCAUGGGCGAGACCCUCUAUUGUCCCCAGUGCUGGGAGAGCUUCCCCUCCAGGCCGCGCCUCUGCAAGAAUGUCGUCCUGGAGAUGGUGACCUGCUUCACCCAGACCAAGGGCCAGACCUUGGGGCCCUCUUGCAAACUGGCCGGGCCCAGGGACGUGCCCUGUGACCUCUGUGCCCCUCAGAAGCUCAAGUCAGUCAAGUCAUGCCGAUGCCCGGCCUCCCUGUGCGAGAAGCACCAGUGCAGCCACUUUGCGGAGCAGGUGUUCCGGGACCACCAGCUGCUGGAGCCCGUGUGGGAUCUCAAGAGCUGCUUGUGCCAGAAGCAUCGCAAGCUGCAGAGGCUGUACUGCCGCACGGAAGGCUGCUGCGUGUGCGGGACCUGCCUGCUGGAACAGCACAAGAACCAUGACACUAUCCCCCUGGGGGAGGAGCGAGCCCGCAGGGAGGUGGAGGGGCGGCAGGUCCAGGCCAGUGUGGAGACCCAGAGGCUAAUGAUCACCUCCGACAGCCGGAAGCACCGCGGGCAGGUGGCCUUCCUCUCGAAAUUGAUCCAGACAACACGGGAUGAGGUGAACUACUGCUUCUCAGAGAUCAUCCAGGAGGUCAAACCGCUGCAGGUGAAGGUCUUGGAUUUUGUGGACAAAGAGGAGGCAGCUGCCCUGGGGAAGCUGGGCCGCUCCAUCCAGCCGAGCCACAACCGGCUCCUAAAGCUGGAGGGGGACAGCAUCUGGCUGCGCACCAACCAGAGUGACCAGCAAUUUCGGCAGGAGUUCCCCAGGCUAAAGCACUUCCCAGACUGCAUAGAACCCCUGGUGGGCACCAACUGUGAGAAGAAGCAGAGCUUCCUCCAGCUGCCAGAGACCCUGGCGGAGCUCCGGAGCCAGCUGAUGGAUGUGGGGCUCAGCUUUGUCAACCAGCUCCUCCUGCGGGGCAUUAAAAUGAACUCCUAUGAGGUGCUGCCCUCAGCUGUGGACAGGAAAACACUUCUCAAGUCUGACUGCAACAUGAACUUCCACCCCGCCAUGGACGAGGAGCUCUUCCUGUUCCAGGAGACCCACUGGGUGCUGAACCUGGGCAUCCUCCUGGAGCCCUAUGCCGCGGGCAGCCUUCCCGGCUUCAAGGGGUGGCCGCAGGUGCUGUGCUCGCGCGGCCUGUCCGAGGGCCACCACGACUGGGAGGCCAAGGUGUCCAACUCGUGGGUGUGCCGGGGCGUCACCUACCGCCGCAGCUCCCCACUCAGCGGCCGCCGACCCCGCAACAUCGUCUACCUGCUGGGCCGCAACCCCUACUCCUGGUGCCUGGAGUGGGACGCGCUCAAGUUCUCCGUGUGGCACAACAACACGCAGACCGUGCUGCACGGGCGACCAACGCUCGGCGUGGCGCUUGGUUGUAGCGCCGGCUGCCUGUCUUUCUACAGCGUGGCCGACAGCGGCAGCCUCGGCUACCGCUUCCUCGCCUCCUUCCUGGAGCCGCUGCACCCGGCGGUCACGGUCAGCAGCAGGGCCUUGGUCACGCUCAAGCAGGUGUAG
Rhinolophus ferrumequinum (greater horseshoe bat) is the source of this 1821-nucleotide messenger RNA. Its product is annotated as E3 ubiquitin/ISG15 ligase TRIM25-like. NCBI's taxonomy places the organism in Eukaryota, Metazoa, Chordata, Mammalia, Chiroptera, Rhinolophidae. The record is from RefSeq and is a predicted model, not a curated record. Gene Ontology annotation, molecular function: zinc ion binding; protein binding.